Molecule: messenger RNA, 1530 nt
Organism: Pyrus x bretschneideri (Chinese white pear)
Lineage: Eukaryota; Viridiplantae; Streptophyta; Magnoliopsida; Rosales; Rosaceae
Product: probable serine/threonine-protein kinase PBL23
Exons: 5
Coding region: 1-1215 (404 amino acids)
Biological process (GO): protein phosphorylation
Molecular function (GO): ATP binding; protein kinase activity
Source: RefSeq, a predicted model, not a curated record
AUGACUUGCUUCUCGUGUUGCAAGGUGGACGACGAGCCUGAAGAAUCUGUGAGGAGGGCCAGAAUACGAAGGCAAUACUCAAGUGGUUUGAAGAGAUUGACCUCGCUUUUAGCAACUUUUUCGGUUAAGUCAGAUAGCAACGAAUGCAGGAAUUUACAGAAGGAGAUACUCAAGACGGGACACGCGAAAAAAGUCGCUCAGCUUUUUACGUACGAGGAACUAGCUGCUGCAACUGAUAACUUCAAUCCUGAUUCUCUGCUGGGAGAAGGUGGAUUUGGGAAGGUGUACAGAGGUUACCUGGACAGCAUUAAACAAGUUGUGGCAGUGAAGAAACUUGACAGGAAAGGAUUGCAAGGGAGCAGAGAGUUUUGUUCUGAAGUUAUCAUGUUGAGUUUGGUUCAACACGCGAACCUCGUCAAUCUUAUUGGCUAUUGUGCAGAAGGAGACCAGAGAAUGUUAGUGUAUGAAUUCAUGGUCAAUGGAUCUUUGGAGAAUCACCUUCUAAAUGUAUAUUCGAAUAUGGAGCCUCUUGAUUGGUAUACGAGGAUGAAAAUAGCUGAAGGAGCAGCUAAAGGGCUCGAGUACCUUCAUGAGACUGCCAAUCCGCCAGUGAUUUAUCGUGACUUCAAAGCUUCAAACAUUAUACUAGACGAAAAAUUCUGUCCUAAGCUUUCUGAUUUUGGACUUGCCAAGUUAGGUCCAACCGGAGACAAGGACCAUGUGACUACUAGAGUGAUGGGGACUUAUGGCUAUUGUGCACCAGAGUAUGCUUCAACAGGACAGCUGACAACUAGGUCCGAUGUCUACAGCUUUGGCGUUGUGCUUCUCGAGUUGAUCACAGGACGGAGAGCUAUUGAUGAGCGAAGACCGGUUGGACAGCAGAUCCUAGUCAGUUGGGUAUGUGAACAUUCAUCAAGUAGCAAAAGCCUUUACCAAGCAAAGCCAAUGCUUAAGGACAGAAAGAGAUACGCGUCGAUGGCUGACCCGUUGCUUCGAGGCAGAUUUCCAGCAAAGGGUCUGAACCAAGCUGUUGCAAUUGCUGCAAUGUGUCUGAAUGAGGAAGCUGAUUGCCGGCCUUCGAUGGGUGAUGUUGUGACCGCUCUCGGGCACCUAUCGUUGCCAGACUACGAUGGAGAAGGUGCCAAGGGUGCAUCGAGAAACAGAGGCAGGCACGUUGAGUCAAUAAGAAGCGCAAGAGGAGACAAAGAGCUAUAGCAAUUAGGAUCAAGGUGCAAGCUGAAGAAUGUGCUUUGCACCUUAUCCAAAGGAAUUAGAGGAUUGAAAUAACAAGCGUUUUUUCAUUUUUUUUUUAUUCUUAAAAUAUAUCAUGUUUCUCUCUCAUAAUCUAACAACGGAAAUGUUAUUGUGACAGUAUCUUAAGUCAAUCACGCACUAUCAUGCAUUUUAACUUUCAUAACAAUAAUGGUUGAUUGGCUUAGGAUAUCGUCACAGUUGCAAUCUUUUUGCUUCGCUUAGCCCUUUCUCUCUUUAGGAUAUUUUUAUGAUAGUAACUAUAGGACAUGGACGAUC